AUGGGCAUGAGCAAGCGUGUAGCGCUGCUGCUCGUCGCUGCGAGCCUGAGCGAGACUAGCGAGACUAGCAAGAGAGAGACGAAACAGCUCCUCCUCCCAUGCCGUCAGGUCGACCAGCUCCUCCUCCCAUGCCGUUUGCAUCGCGGGGGCAUGAUGUCAAGGGAGGAGAGGCUGCGUGUGCGCUGCAUCGGAGCAUCUCUGCGUGGAGGAGUAGGCGAGGAUGCGUCGUUACCCGCGGGGGACUCGAGUGAAGAAUUCUUUGAAAGUGCCGCAAGGAGCCAGCAGGCUACGAGCAGGCGAGUUGGGAAGCGCUCGCAUGACAGCAGCGACGUCGGGGAGGGAAACUCGGAAGAGUCUGAAGCCUCCGUGAAAGAGUUCGACAGCAAUGUCAGCUCCUACGGUGAAGAGUUUAACCUCACCGUCACUUCCGACCCCUAUGCGUCGAAGCUCGCUCCCAUCAAGCGGAAGGUGAUGGCUCAGUUUGAGACGGAGAAAGCAGAGGCAAAAGGCCGGAAGGCGGCAUCGCUGCCUAAACAUGCGCUCUCAGCUCUGAUCGACGAGUUUGGUCAUUACAAGGCUGAGAAGCUGAGAGGUGUGAUCAUCGACGUGGAGGCUGUCCUGUUCGACACUGAGCCGGCAAGAGCUUGCGACGCCAUCAAGGUCUUGUGCCAAGAGCUGAAUAUCGACAUGGAAGACGAUGACUACCUGAGAAUGAGCGGACGGGACUUCUCUCAGUGCCUCGCCAUGCUGUGCAAGGGGAGAGCUGGGGGUUUUGAACGAGAUUGCUUCUUCGACCUCUUGGAAAUCAACAUGCAACAGUUGCAGGCGAUUCCAUUCGCAGAGACGUUGAUCCGGCAUUUUAAAAGUCGAGGGAUUCCAAUAGCCCUCGUGUCUUCUGCGCCGAGAGCUUUGCUCGAUCACGCGUGCAAGCGUCACGCCGGCUUUUUCUCUCUGGUAUCCCACGUCAUUUGCGCCGAUGAAGUUCCUCGCUCGCGACCUUUUCCUGACGCCUACCUGGCAGCGGCGAGGAAGCUCAACCUCCCGGUCUCCGACUGCUUGUCUCUCGUCGGAACUCUCGUCGGGCUGCAAGCAAGUCUGCAGGCGAACCUUCCGACCAUCGGUGAACAAGCAGAUCCAUGA
This is a messenger RNA of Guillardia theta CCMP2712, 1140 nucleotides long. RefSeq lists its product as hypothetical. The transcript has 9 exons. Lineage: Eukaryota; Cryptophyceae; Pyrenomonadales; Geminigeraceae. The record is from RefSeq and is a predicted model, not a curated record. The coding region runs from base 1 to 1140 and encodes 379 amino acids.